Messenger RNA from Paramuricea clavata, 286 nucleotides. The record is from the annotation of a GenBank genome assembly. Lineage: Eukaryota; Metazoa; Cnidaria; Anthozoa; Malacalcyonacea; Plexauridae.
UAGUAAAAAUCAUCGAGGAAGGAAUAGAAAAAGCCGGUAAGCCGCUUAUGUUUCUUGAAGGGGAAGACGACCACAAGGUGCCCAUACAUGACAAAGCCUUAAGGUGCACGGUUGCUUUCAAGGCUAUUGGAAGAAUAAUUGGGCACUCUGUAUUACACGGGGGACCAGUUGUAUAUGGCCUGUCUCCAGCUGUGGUCGAGUACUGGAGGUUAAGCGACAUUGGUAGUGUAGAUGUAUUGGCACUAACAAGUAAAUCAUCUGGAUUUACACAAAAUAAAAAAAUAAG